UCGCACACAGGCAUGUCUACACAUAACCUAAAAAAUGUGACAGUUCUUCCAAGCAAAGUGAACAUCAAAAUUAACACAUAUCCUCAUUGUGUGUAUAUAAAAGUGGGUUUAAAAUGGCAAAUAAAAAACGAAAAUCAAAACUAGUCGAAAAUCCAAUGGACCCUCUGGCACCUAUCCAAACAAAAUCAUCAUUACUAAAAUCAUCCUCACAAUUCAAUGCAACUGUAUACGAAGCCCCGAAACCUAAAACCAAACAAAAACAAACCACAAACGAAGAGUCUCCUAUAAAACUAGUACCAGAAGACCGUAAAGAAAUCGACAUGAAAAAAGCCAGGUUCGAAAUAAUGAAGUUUGGUAUAUCUGGAUUCGAUACUAAAAAGAAAGAAGAGGCUAAAGUUCAACUUGCUAUUAAACUAGGAGCUAAACCACCGAAGAACAAGUACAAGAAUUACAAAGAACUCAUAAGCGAGAAAAAGAAAAACCAGGCUGUUUUGGAAAAGGAGAAGAAUUUGCAACAAUUGGGUAAGAAUGUUUUUGGCUUGUCCAACGCUAAAGGUAAAAGCUUUGAGAGGAAACGCAAGAAGGAACGAGGAGGCUUGUUGGAGGUGUAUGGAACUGUUAAACCGAAGCGGAGGAGACAUUAAAUAUAUGCAUGUAAAUAUAAUAAAUAAAUAUAUUUAUAUAUAUA
Messenger RNA from Ctenocephalides felis (cat flea), 688 nucleotides. RefSeq lists its product as uncharacterized. The transcript has a single exon. The record is from RefSeq and is a predicted model, not a curated record. Bases 114 to 644 code for a protein of 176 amino acids. NCBI's taxonomy places the organism in Eukaryota, Metazoa, Arthropoda, Insecta, Siphonaptera, Pulicidae.